UGGCGGAGGGGGAGGGGAGCGGCCGUCGGCGCCCCGUGUCGCGCGCUCGCGCUCUCUCCGGCAACAUGGCGGGCGUGCAGGAGCCAGCGGCGCCCUCCGGGAGCCACCUGAACGGCGACUUGGGCGCCGACGAGCGGGACGAGGGAGCCGCUUCGACGGCUGAGGAGGCCGCCAAGAAGAAAAGGCGGAAGAAGAAGAAGAGCAAAGGGCCCGCCGCAGCAGGGCAGCAGGAGAUUGAUAAAGAUUCAGGAACCUCAGUCGAUGAAGUAGUAAAGCAAUUGGGAAGACAAGCUUUGGAAGAGAAGGAGAGAGAUGACGAUGAUGAGGACGAUGCAGACGUUGAUGGAGAUGGAGCAGCUGGAAAAAAGAAGAAAAAGAAGAAGAAGAAGAAAGGACCAAAAGUUCAAACAGACCCUCCGUCAGUUCCAAUCUGUGACCUGUAUCCAAAUGGUGUAUUUCCCAAAGGACAAGAGUGCGAGUACCCACCUACACAAGAUGGCCGAACAGCUGCUUGGAGAACUACAAGUGAAGAAAAGAAAGCAUUAGAUCAAGCUAGUGAAGAGAUUUGGAAUGAUUUCCGGGAAGCUGCAGAAGCUCAUCGACAAGUUAGAAAAUAUGUUAUGAGCUGGAUCAAGCCUGGGAUGACAAUGAUAGAAAUUUGUGAAAAGUUGGAAGACUGUUCACGAAAGCUGAUAAAAGAGAAUGGAUUGAAUGCAGGCCUGGCGUUUCCUACAGGGUGUUCUCUCAAUAACUGUGCCGCCCACUAUACUCCCAACGCUGGCGACACGACAGUGUUACAGUAUGACGACAUCUGCAAGAUAGACUUUGGGACACACAUAAAUGGUAGGAUUAUCGACUGUGCUUUCACUGUCACUUUCAAUCCCAAAUACGAUACACUAUUAAAAGCUGUAAAUGAUGCCACUAACACUGGAAUAAAGUGUGCUGGAAUUGAUGUUCGUCUCUGUGAUGUCGGUGAGGCCAUCCAAGAAGUUAUGGAGUCCUAUGAAGUCGAAAUAGAUGGAAAGACAUACCAAGUGAAACCAAUCCGUAAUCUAAAUGGACAUUCAAUUGGGCCAUAUAGAAUACAUGCUGGGAAAACAGUGCCCAUUGUGAAAGGAGGAGAAGCAACAAGAAUGGAGGAAGGGGAAGUAUAUGCUAUUGAAACCUUUGGCAGCACAGGAAAAGGUGUUGUUCAUGAUGAUAUGGAAUGUUCGCAUUACAUGAAAAACUUUGAUGUUGGGCAUGUGCCAAUAAGGCUUCCCAGAACAAAGCACUUGUUAAAUGUCAUCAAUGAAAACUUUGGCACUCUUGCCUUCUGCCGCAGAUGGCUGGAUCGCUUGGGAGAAAGUAAAUACUUGAUGGCAUUGAAGAAUCUGUGUGACUUGGGCAUUGUAGACCCAUACCCACCAUUGUGUGACAUUAAAGGAUCAUAUACAGCGCAGUUUGAACAUACUAUACUGUUGCGUCCAACCUGUAAAGAAGUUGUCAGCAGAGGAGAUGACUAUUAAGCACAGUCCACAGCCACCACAAUAGCUUUAUUUUCUAAAAGUUGUUGGGAAUACAUUGUACCCGAAUUAAAUUGAAAUACAUUGUAUUUAACAGUGGACCUAUGUAAAAGUUUCAUUGGUGUUUAAAAAAGAAAGCAUUUGAUCAAAGAAACUAUUUAAUGUAAUUAACCAAGGAAAAAGCUUUUAAGACUUUCAAAUGUUAGUGUCUCCCUCACCCCACCGUCCCAUCCCACCCUCCUCUAGGAAGUGCUAUAAAGCUCAGAUAAUUAGGAAUGACUUAAUACAUUUUGUUUUGAAUACCUAAGAGAUGCUUUUCAGAUAUUUAUAUUGCCAUAUCAUUAAUUGACUUGCUUCGAAUGACUACAGCCAGUUUUGCACCUAUACCCUCUGGUAUUGCUUUUUAACCUUCCUGGAAUUCAUUUUCUAAAGAAAUAAAGACAUUUUCAGAUCUGAAAGCUACAUUUCAAUGUCUGUGGUUAUAAUUCUGCAUAGGAAGUAAACUGAAUGUAGAGUAGUAGUCUCAUCUAUUAUAGAGCUUUAUAUCAAAACUUUUCUAACAUAGCUGCUGAAAAACACCAUCUAUACAGUGUGCAGUGAAGGAAUUUUCCUAAGUUUACAGACUCAGAACCAGUUUGCUUUUAUAUUCUUUCAGAACCUUGAGUUAAUAAACAUCUCAACACUUAAAAUACUUUAUCCAGUGAUAGUAUUUAUAGUAAAGUGCAUUCGGCUUAGAAAUAAACUGAAUUGAAAUUCACAGAAGCAAAGGAAAACCUCACAUUUGGAUCUUGUCAGAAAAGUUAAAUUCAAUUUCUAGAGUGUCUUUUUUGCAUAAUAAGCCAGGUUCCCUAACACCUUGUCUCUUGAUUAGUGUGGAUUUGUAAUGUAUUUUAAGAAGUGAGGUUACAAGACAUAAUAGCUAAUAAGAGCAUCAAUUGAAUGUAAGAUGCUUAUUUGUUUAACUGAGCCCUGUUACAAAUUCUUUUAACAGAUUCUUAAACUCAUGUAAAUUAUUUGUUGGUGACGUGCCAACAUAAUUUGAAAAUUGCCUUAAUUUGUAUAUGCUUUUAGCACAAGAUUUACUGCCUAGAGGAUGCUGUUUAGUUUGUAUUUUAACAUUUUCUUCAGUGGAAGAGAAACAUCACUUAUGUAUUUCAUUUAUUACAAAUUUUUAAAACUACUCUUUCACAUUAAGAGGUAUAAAUGAAUGUCAUAGAAUAAAUUAGUUUUUAUUUGA
Erinaceus europaeus (western European hedgehog) is the source of this 2742-nucleotide messenger RNA. RefSeq names its product methionyl aminopeptidase 2 (gene METAP2). Gene Ontology annotation, biological process: proteolysis. The record is from RefSeq and is a predicted model, not a curated record. The transcript is spliced from 11 exons. The coding region runs from base 66 to 1508 and encodes 480 amino acids. Gene Ontology annotation, molecular function: metalloaminopeptidase activity. NCBI's taxonomy places the organism in Eukaryota, Metazoa, Chordata, Mammalia, Eulipotyphla, Erinaceidae.